Terrapene triunguis (Three-toed box turtle) is the source of this 2427-nucleotide messenger RNA. Its product is annotated as myosin-11-like. The transcript has 5 exons. Gene Ontology annotation, biological process: cell adhesion. Gene Ontology annotation, molecular function: carbohydrate binding. The record is from RefSeq and is a predicted model, not a curated record. Bases 411 to 1874 code for a protein of 487 amino acids. NCBI's taxonomy places the organism in Eukaryota, Metazoa, Chordata, Testudines, Emydidae.
CAACUUUUUAGUCAGCUCCGAGGAGGCCAUUGAAGUGGGUAAAGCGGCUGUUUGGGGAGCCCGUUAAGACCCCCAAAGGAUCGAGGAAUUUAUUGCAAUGCAGUAUUGCGCUUAUUGCAACAGCUGGAGGCAAUGCACCGAUUGCAUCAACUGCAUUCUCUGUAUGCCGUGCUGCUGUUGCAGUAGUUGCAAGCAUGGCAGCCGGCAGUGAUUGUAUUAGCCGAGGGCAGUUCAUGCUUUGUAUUAGCUGCAUUCCCAUGCAUUGCACUGCUUCGAAAACUUGCUCGCUUUGCAACCACUAAUUGCAUUUGUCGCAUGCCUCGCACCAGCUGCAUUCAGUGCACCAGUUGCGUGCCCCCCCCCCCCCGUUGCAUUAAUCUCUGCAGUUGGGUUAAUUGCACGGGGGCAACAUGACUGCCAAGCAGCGCAAAGCAGGCAGAGGGCGGACUGAGAACAAUGCUGGGGCUCUCGUUGCUCCGGGCCGGACGGAAGAGAGGGAGGCCGGGGGUCCCAGGCACAGGGAAGCCUGGGCUUGGAGAUGCCGAGCUGCGCUGGGGCUGCUGCUGCUCGGGGUGGCCGCCGCCGGGGUGGCUGUGCUGGGCUGGCUGCUCGUGCACCAGCUGGAGACGCUGGAGCAGCUGGGAGAGACUGUGGAGAAGCUGCGGGGCCGCCUUGAGGAGCUGGAAGUGCUGAAGGAGCAAGUGCAGAGGACGAGAGAGCAGCUGUCUAACAAGGCGGAGCUGGAGCGGCGACUCUCUGACCUGGAGCUGGCCCAGAUGCUGUCUAGGCAGAAACUGGAGCGAGCCUCUGCCGCUGCUGAGCGCAUCGUGGCCUCUGACCCUAUCGGCAAGCUUGCCGCCUUCCAGGCGGAAGUGAAGCAGGCCAUCAGCGAGCUGAGAGGAGAGCUCCCCUCCGGGACCGAGCUGGCUGAGCUGCAGAGCCAGCUGGAGCAGCUGAGAACCACCGAGCUGGAGAUGCUGAGGCAAGAGGUGGCCGGGCUCUUGUCGUCAGGUUCCAGGCUGGAGCAGAGCGUGGCCUCGUUGACCGGCUCCCUCACCAGUGCCCAGAGGAGCCUGGAAGAGAGAGCUCAUAGCCUGCAAGCCAUGCAGCAGGAAGCGGAGCACGCUAAGGUGGCUGGCAAGAGAUUGGAGAACAACAUUGGCUCCCUGUCAGCCCGGACCUUCGUCCUGGAGGGAAGCCUCAACCGCACCACACUGCUGUCACGCGCCCUGCAGCUGCAGCUGGAGCAGAACAGCAAGGCCUUGGCUGGGCUGCAGGAAGUGGCCGCAAAUCAGAGCGGGAGCGACAGCUCUGAACCUUGGCAGCUGGAGAACCUCCGGGUGCAGAUCCAGCAGCUGCAGAUGGAGAGAUCGGCCACGCAGGAGCGGGUGAACGAGGCGCUGCACAGCAUUGCUGACCAGAGGAGAGAGCUGCAGGGCAGGAUCUCAGAGCUGGAAACGGCUAUUCAUGCUCUUCAGGGCCAUGUGACUCAGGUGGAGCUGGGCAUGGUCAAUCUGAACACACAGCUCUCUGGUGCCGUGGAGCAGCAGCUGCAGGGUCUAAAGCUUGGGAUGGCCAAUCUGGAGAGCAGCCUGGGCACCAGCCUGCAGCAAUGUCUCUCAGGAGAAGUACAGACCCGCUGUGAGACUGAGGAUGGCUGUGGGUGGCCGCACGUGCGUGAGAUCAGCUUCCCGCACCGUAUCCCGACCCAGCCGGCGAUUAUGCUGGGGCUGGUGGGUCUGAGCGCUCGCAGUUCUGUGGGCAUCUCGGUGAGAGCUGUGGACGUCACGGACUCUGGCUUCAAAAUACACAUCGCCAGCAUGGGCAACCAGAGCCUGACCAGUGCCAGGGUCUCUUGGAUGCUGUGUGCCUAGAUGGAAAGCUGUGAUGCGGCCCCUGGGGCAGGGAUUACUGAGCUGGUGGCAUCUGCUUUACUUGGACACAACUGUGGUUUGCUUUGGUUUUCUUUAAAGUAAUUACAGCUUACAAGGAGACCAUGUAGGUGGGAUCCCAAUGAAUAGCCCCUUCCUUGGGAGCUGUGUAUCCCCAUUUAAUGGCAGGCUGAACAGCCCCAGACCUCGCUGAAGGCUCCCGGAAAGUGCAACUGACAAGAUUUGUCUUAAACUUCCAAACCUAAGCUCCUAAACUGAACCCACCAGCUAUAUGCACGUGUAACUGUUUGUGUCUGCGUUCAGCCACUCUGCAUCUGCAGAUGUGUGGCUCACUCACACGAAAAGAUGCACCACAAGGCUAAUUGUGAGGGAAGUUGAGCACCUGGGUGUGGAAAGUUGGCCUGUAAACCUCUUUAUUUAGGGAUUUUUCUGUUUUAUUAUUUUCAGUAGCAACAGUUGGAAUGUUCUUCUGCUGCCCAUUUAGGAUUCUACCCAGUGCUUUGCAUGUCAGAAGUGUUAAAACUUAUGCAGAGAU